Sinocyclocheilus anshuiensis is the source of this 1982-nucleotide messenger RNA. Its product is annotated as vacuolar protein sorting-associated protein 4B-like. The transcript has 11 exons. Gene Ontology annotation, biological process: vacuole organization; endosomal transport. Gene Ontology annotation, molecular function: ATP binding; ATP hydrolysis activity. The record is from RefSeq and is a predicted model, not a curated record. The coding region runs from base 148 to 1458 and encodes 436 amino acids. NCBI's taxonomy places the organism in Eukaryota, Metazoa, Chordata, Actinopteri, Cypriniformes, Cyprinidae.
UGUAAACACUCAACGCGGAAGUGCGGGAGACGCAUAGAUUUACCGACGCUUCGAGAUUCUGCUACACAUUCGUUUAAAAAAAAUGUAUAAAUUUGAAUUGUUCCAGCAGUAACACAUUAUAAGUUCACCUUCAACACACCGUCAACAAUGACGAAUGUCAACUUACAGAAAGCCAUUGAUUUGGCCAGCAGAGCCUCUGAGGAGGACAAGGCCAAAAACUACGAGGAAGCCCUGCGCCUCUAUCAGCAUGCAAUCCAGUAUUUUCUUCAUGUGGUGAAAUAUGAAGCUCAGGGGGAAAAGUCCAAGCAGAGCAUCAGAGCCAAGUGUGCCGAGUAUCUGGACCGAGCGGAGCAGCUCAAGCAGUACCUGAAGAAGAAAGAGAGCGCGCCGCCCUCCAAACCUGUCAAAGUUCCCCAGUCAGACGAUAAAGGGACUGACAGUGAUGACGGCGAUGCGGAGAAAAAGAAAUUCCAAACUCAACUCCAAGGUGCUAUUGUUAUGGAGAAACCCAACAUUAAGUGGGACGAUGUUGCUGGUUUGGAAGGAGCCAAAGAGGCCCUCAAAGAAGCGGUCAUCCUGCCAAUCAAAUUCCCUCAUCUUUUCACUGGGAAACGCACUCCGUGGAGAGGGAUUCUGCUCUUUGGUCCUCCAGGAACGGGAAAGUCUUACCUGGCUAAAGCAGUGGCUACUGAGGCCAACAACUCCACCUUCUUCUCCAUCUCUUCAUCAGACCUGGUGUCCAAGUGGCUGGGAGAGAGCGAGAAGUUAGUGAAGAAUCUGUUCAGUUUGGCUCGAGAGCACAAGCCUUCAAUCAUCUUCAUUGAUGAGAUCGACUCCAUGUGCGGCUCCAGAAACGAGAACGAGAGCGAAGCGGCCCGCAGGAUCAAGACAGAGUUUCUGGUCCAGAUGCAAGGCGUAGGAAACGACAACGAAGGAAUUCUGGUCCUUGGGGCGACAAACAUCCCGUGGACGCUGGAUUCUGCCAUCAGGAGAAGGUUUGAAAAGCGCAUCUACAUCCCUCUUCCUGAGCAGCACGCUCGCUGCUCCAUGUUCAAGCUGCACCUCGGCUCCACUCCCAAUAGCCUCGAUGAAGCUGAUUUCAUAACUCUCGGGAAGAAGACCGACGGCUACUCAGGUGCCGACAUCAGCAUCGUCGUUCGUGACGCCCUCAUGCAGCCCAUCCGCAAAGUUCAGUGCGCGACCCACUUCAAAAAGGUCAGGGGAAAGGCAUGGAACAGCCCAGAUGUUGUGGUUGAUGACCUCUUAACCCCCUGCUCUCCAAACGACCCAAGCGCGAUCCAGAUGACCUGGGUGGAUGUAGCGAGCGAUAAACUCCUGGAGCCGAUAGUCAGCUUGGAGGACAUGUUGAGGUCACUCGAGAAAACCAAGCCCACCGUGAACGAGGAGGAUCUGGAGAAGCUUAAGAAGUUCACUGAGGACUUUGGUCAAGAGGGAUGAAUUUUUGCAGGAUUCAUGUGGAAUUUAUUUAUAUUUUCCCAUCAUGUUUACAAAAGCUCCUUCUCCAUAUUUUAUUUUCAAAAUCUUUGGCCAGUCUUUGAUCCUGAGAUUUUUUGGGGGGUGUAACAUUUUUGUGAGCCUUAAUAUUAUCCUGAACAUAACCAAUCAGCACUAACAGCCAUUUGAAAGAUAUUAAUUAUUCCUAAAAAUCCUCUUAAUUUUAAAAGGUUUGUUGCAAAUGGGUCAUGAUAUUUUUACUUAGACUUUUGAGAGAUUAAAAAAAAAGUAUUUGUAUUUAUGUUGGUUACUUGUGCCUUAAUGGCCGGUUACUUUUGUACCUUAUUGCCAAAUAAGACUUAAAAUCACAACCAGUAAAAAGACAACCAGUGAGCUGUGAAAAAGUGUCUACAAAUAUGUGAAUACGUGUUUUGGAUAUGCAGACCUCUUUCUUUGUCGCCUCUAAAGUGUUUAUAAUUUUUCUACUCUUUUUCUACUUUCGUCUGUAAAUAAAGUGUAUAAACUAC